This is a messenger RNA of Electrophorus electricus (electric eel), 4428 nucleotides long. RefSeq names its product non-SMC condensin II complex, subunit D3 (gene ncapd3). NCBI's taxonomy places the organism in Eukaryota, Metazoa, Chordata, Actinopteri, Gymnotiformes, Gymnotidae. Gene Ontology annotation, cellular component: condensin complex; condensed chromosome, centromeric region. The record is from RefSeq and is a predicted model, not a curated record. Gene Ontology annotation, molecular function: histone binding. Gene Ontology annotation, biological process: mitotic chromosome condensation; meiotic chromosome condensation.
CCGAGUUGGCGCGUGGAUUCGAAGCGAAGAUGGAGUUGAUGCGCGCGGUACAGUUGUUGAAGUUAAACGCCGUUUCUGCAGCUUGGGUAGACACAGUCUGGGACUUUGAGUUUGCUGAUAUCGAGCCUCUGGACACUGCCAUUGAAGAGGAUAUAAAAGAAGACUCGAGUGUCUUUAAGAAAGUUUACAAGCAGUUGCUACCGUUGUCCAAUGACAACGACAACACAGAGAGUGUUUGGAAGGUGUUUGCAGAGAACGGGGUUUCUGUGAAGACACUGGUGGCAGUGCUGGCCAGCUUCGUCCUCGGAGGAAAAGCCAAAUCCCCCAGUGUUGAGCAGAGACGGUACAGCCUACAGGCUGCUGCCCUAUACCUACUGCUUCUUAGAAUCCCAGGCAGCGUUGCCAAUAAAGUCUUCCAUCAGAUUCUGUUUGAUACAUGCCUGGACGUUGUGCUGAAAUGCUGGCCUCAGAGCUCUGGGAAGAAACGCAAGAAGGAUUCUCUGAAGAGCUCUCAAGGCGACCCCAAGAGUGGCAAACGGUCCAAACCUCCAAAGAAAGCCUCAGAGGAGAUGGAGAUUGAGGAGGAGGAGGAGGAGGAGGAAGAUGAAGAAGAGGUCUAUUUCUCAGCCCAGGACCUGCUGAGGCUGAGGGACGACGUAAUCUGCCUGGUCCGAACACUUCUCCGGCUGCUGGAGAGAUUUUCACUGAAGGACAAACCACAGAGUGCCGACAGCUGCGUGCGGAUAUUCACUGAACUCACCAACUUUGAGCCUGUUGUUGGGGAGCUGUCAUUUAGUGAGAAACAAGAUGUUGACCAAUUGGAGAGCCUCCCUGAACUAGCCUAUCGUGGCUUUUGGCUCCUCUGCUCCUCCAGUCACGGUGAAGGAAAUGAGUGUCGUCGCCGCGUCUUCCACCGGCUCCUCUACGUCAUCCUGAUGAUGAGGAAGGGGGACAGGGCUAAGCAAUGCCUGCUGCUGCCGCCCUCGCAGGCCUCCUUUAGCGCCCGGGACCAGGCCGUGCGCUUCAUCAGCCAUGUUGUAGAUGAACAGCCGGAGGCUGCAUUACCCCUGCUCCGGAUCCUUCUACAGCACAUCUGCCACCAGAUUGUGGAGAAGACGGAGUAUCGUGCCAGUGGAGCGCAGGCUGUGGGGAGGUUGGUGGCCAAGAUGCCUCUUCAGGACUACGCCACCUUCGUUAAGUGGCUGCACAGCUACUCCCACAGCCCCAGGGUGGCGUUCCGCAUGUUUGCGCUGGACGUGGCGCUGGUGCUGCUGGCCAAGGAGGAGCAGGAGGACAGCGAUGCCCUCCCCCCAGAGCUUGCCCCCUACUUGUCGCACCGCUUCCUGGUGCACCACCUGGUCUACGGGCGCUGCUCUGACCUGUCACCCACCGUCAGGGGUCACGCCUUGCACUGCCUCGCUCAGUGCCUGGACCUGUCCACUCCCAACACCAGCAAGGGCAUUCACGAGCUCUUCUCUUCCUCCUCGGCCACAGGUGCCCCGAGUCUGCUGGAAACAGGCCGCUCCGAGCAGACGCUGAAGAGGACGGACAUGGCCCAGAAGACAGCGCUGACCUUCCGCACCAUAGAGCUGAGCAAACACAGGAGCCUGGCAGUGACCAGCCGCCGCAGUCCCGGCCCUGACACCACGGCUGUCGAGAAUCAGGAAACAGUGGCUCUGUUCAGACAGCGAGUCAGCGACCCCAAAACCAAUGUCAGGAAAUGUGCGCUUGAGACCAUCAUGAGUCUGCUGAAGCACGGCGUGAUCCCGUGUAGUCCGGAGAAUCUGGCCAUCCUGUCGGAUCGAUGCCGAGAUCCAGCCGUGUCAGUGAAGAAGAAAGCCCUGCAGUCGCUCAUGGGCCUGCUGGCGGCAUUGUCUGACAGCGCUGAGGUGCAGAAGGCGUGGCUGCGUGGCGUGGUUCCCGCGGUGAUUGACUCAGAGAGCUCCGUGCAGGAGAAAGCGCUCGAAUGCCUCGAUCACGUCAUCCUCACACACAUCAAGAGCCACAUCAACUAUCGCCAAGGUGACACCUCCCAGAGACUGGCUUGGGACUUGCUCAGAAUGAUGUGUGACAAGUGUCAUGACCUCAGGCAUUAUUUCAGUAAGGCCUUCAGCGUGUGGGCAAGGCAGCAGAGGUUCACCUCAGAGUUCGUGAACAGCCUGAUCUGGCACACAGAAGGUGACCGUGCCCCGGGGGCGUGGCUCCUGCUGGCCAAGGUGGCAGGCUCCGCCUCCAAACUCAAAUACGGCACCAUCCUGGAGGCCUGGGACUGCACCGUCAGGUCUCCAGUUGUCAACGUGGAGAUGACCUGCCAUAUCCUCUCUGUUAUUGGUCACAUCGCAGCCAGUCUCGAUGAGGAUACCAAGAGUAGGCUUGUCGCUGAUCUUAUGGGCUGGCUAAAGAGCUUCAGUCUGCCUCUGGAGGUGAUCAGCUCCAGCGUGGACGCCAUCUUCUGUCUCGGCCAAUCGGCCAAUGUCAAGGACACCAUGAGCUUCCUGAAUGAGUUCUGUGGGGAGCUGGUCUCGGUGUGUGAGGACUACCUGUCCGGCGUGCUCUUAAGCGAGAAAGGGGCAGAGAACCUGAACGAGGAGCUGCUGGUGAAAUAUCUGUACACUCUGGGCGUGGCCUCCCUGCACUGCCCUGCCAGAGUGCAGAAGAGGGUCUUUCUCCUCGUUCAGUCAAUUCUCACAUCGUCCGAGCAGACCGCGCCUGAGGGAGGUGCGGACCUGCCUGCCAGCCAGCCUCUGACUCAGUUCAAGUCUUCUUUGCCCACUGUGGUCCGAGCUCAUGCAGUCAUCACACUAGGGAAGCUGUGUCUGCAGCAUGAGGAGGUGAUGCUCCGAUACCUGCCCGCGUUUGCGCGGGAGCUAGAGGUGGGCACAGAGCUGGCUGUGCGCAACAAUGUGGUAGUGGUCAUGUGUGACCUGUGCGUGCGCUACCCCAACACGCUGACCCGCUACAUCCCUAACAUCUCCGCCUGCCUGCGUGACCCCGAGCCCCUCAUCAGAGGGCAGACACUCAUCAUGCUCACCAACCUGCUGCAGGAGGAGUUUGUGAAGUGGAAGGGCACUCUCUUCUAUCGCUUCACUGCUGUGCUGGUGGACCAGGAUCCCUCCAUUGCAGAUCUCUGUGAGUACUGCCUGGUGGACCUGCUCUUGAAGAAGAACCCACUGAUGUUCUCCCAGCACUUCAUCGAGUGCAUCUUCCACUUCAACUCCUACGACAAGCACAAGAAAUACAACAAAUUCCCUCAGACAGAGAGUGAGAAGAGCAGGUUUUCUCUCAAAGGGCCUGUGAAUCAGGGCAGGCGGUUCAGGAUCUACAGGUUCUUACUGAAAAACUUCACAGAUGAGCAGCGCUUUAACAUCACAACCAGAAUAAGCCAGGAUGUUCUCGCCUGCUUCGUGGACUCGGAGCUGCCGCUGGACUUGGAGGGUGCCGAUCUGCUUGCCGAUGUGUUUGACGUUCUCUCCCUGAAGGAGAUGAAGCUGACUGUCAUGAGUGGCCCAUCGCCUGGAGACGACACCCCCGAAGACGAGAUGGCCGCCGCCAAAGCAGUGCUACAGAAGAAGCUCGUCUCACAGGUGCAAAAGAAGAACUUUGUGGAGAAUGUGAUCCCCAUGGUGAUCGCGCUGAAGAACCUGCUGGAGGAACAGCGCUCCCCUGUCUUAAAGCACCUCAUGGCCUACCUACAGGCGACCAUGCAGGACUACCGCUCGGAGGUGAAGGAGUUGUUUGCUGCAGAUGAGCAGCUGGCUGCAGAGGUGGAGUUCAACCUCAAGAUGUUCGAGAAGCAGAAGCAGCAGGAACUGGAACAGCAGCUCAGCAAUGUCACCCUGUCACCCAGGCCUAAGGGAAGGGCUGUGUCCUCUCCUGGCUCGGACGCUCAGGCUCAGCAGGGUCCCAUCACCCCUCUCCCCCUUCGCUCUGCGCAGAGGCCCCCACGCUCCCCGAAAUCCUCCGACGCACUCAGACGCCGUACAUUGGCUGCUUUACUGACCCCUGUGGGAGAGCAUGCCUCCCAGACUACAGGAUCCUCAGUACCUGUGAAGGGGAUUUUUGAUGGUAGAGCGAUCAGCACACCACAGGAGAGUAUCAAUGAGGUGACAUUUGGGGAGCAGGUCAGCGCCAUCCAUUAUGAACCAGGCACAGGUAGAAACAGUAUGUCCAGAAAUGAGAGCAUUCUACAUCUGAUGUCACCUGAGCACCAAGCACCCGCGCCCAGGCAGUGGAACGUCAAGUCUCCUGUCGUGAGGAAACGCCGAAGCAGAAGACUGCAAUUAUAAAGACUUUAACGACAACUUUAACGACAUUACAUAUUUUUAGCCUUCACAGCAUACUGUUUAUGACUCGCUUUCUGUCACUGUCCUUCGCACAGCUUUAAUUGCCCUUCACUGUUUUAAAACAUAAUUUCUUUUGUAAAUAAAA